AUGAGUUUUCCAUUCCUUAUCAAAAGAUAUUCUAAAAUUUUAAAUUGGAAACAUGAUACCUAUUAUGCAAGUUUGAUGAACAAAUAUGUAUAUUUUGAAGAAUUUAUGAGAUUUUGUAAUGACAACAAAGAAAGAUUCAGUAAAAGAGAUAUUAUAGCUUCAUUAACAUAUAUUAAUCAUAUGAAAAAAGUUGACUUAUUGUCUCCAACGUUUAAUAGUUAUAAUGAUUUCAUAUUCAACAAUAUAAACAUUUUUAGAUCAAAUAUAAGCACACUUGUACACAGAUAUGCAAUUUUGGGGCACACUAAAUCUCUAUUAUUUAUUUACGAAAAUGUCUUAAAAAACAACAUUUUAAAUUAUGAUAAUAAGACAAUUAGUUUAAUAGCUUGGAGUUAUGCGAAAAACAAUUUUUAUUUAUCAGAUCUUUUUAUGGAAAUAAAUAAGAUAUUACGUGAUUGUAUUAGAACAAUGACUCUUCAUGAAUUAUCAUUAAUAUCAUGGGCUUAUUCUAAGAUAAACAGGUUGCCUCCUUUAGAAUUAGUAUGCGUGAAAAAUAGAGUAUAUCAUUUAUUAAAUUCAUUAGACGAAGAAUCAAAUAAUGUAAUAAAAAAUGGCAUAAUAAAAGAGCAUAAGGAUCAAAUAAAAAUGGACUUAAACGAAAAUAGUACUCAAUAUGAAAAGCAAAAAAAUAAUGAAAAUAAUUUUCAAAUUAAAAAUACGAGCUCAUAUUACAAUGCCUAUAAAAAAUUUAACGAAAGUAAAGAAUUGCAAUCGCAAAAGCAAAGACUAGAAAAUAUUUGUGAAGAAAAUUAUGAGAAUAAAAUAGAUUUAUAUGGAUGCAAAAAGAACUUAAGUCAAGAUAUAUGUAUGAUUAUGAAAUCAUACGCUAUUAUGAACAAAACAGACCCUUUUUUUUUUUUAUUUUUAUUUAAUUUUAUGAUAAAAAAUAUAAGAAAUAAUAAAAUUAUGAUAACUGCUCAAGGAAUAACUAGUAUAUGGGUAUGUCUAAGAGAAUAUGAAAUAAAAAAUAAAAAAAUAAUUGAAUAUACAUUAGAAUUAUCAAGAUUUUUAAGGCUUGAUCAUACCGUAAAUAGUUCAAUGAUGCAUGAAAUUACUACUAGUAUAUAUAAGUUAAAAAUAAAAGAUAGAAGAAUUUUAUAUCAUUUAUUUUAUCACUUAAAAAGAAAGUGUGUUAAUAUGCAUAUGCAGCAUUUAUAUGAUAUUAUAAUAUAUUUGCAAGAAAUGAAAAUUCAUGACGAUGAUUUAUGGAAGCAAUUUGGAGUAGCUAUACAAAAAAAGGCUAUUGACUUGGAGUUAUCACAAAUAAAAAAUUUACAUAAUAUAUUUACAAUAAAUGGGAAAGGAAAUGAUAGAAUUUUAGGAGUUCUUGACACUUUUAUACAAAUAAAAGAAGAUGUUAAUUCUUAUGGUCCAAUUUGA
Molecule: messenger RNA, 1440 nt
Organism: Plasmodium relictum
Lineage: Eukaryota; Apicomplexa; Aconoidasida; Haemosporida; Plasmodiidae
Product: conserved Plasmodium protein, unknown function
Exons: 3
Coding region: 1-1440 (479 amino acids)
Source: RefSeq, a predicted model, not a curated record